Messenger RNA from Pogona vitticeps (central bearded dragon), 2399 nucleotides. Lineage: Eukaryota; Metazoa; Chordata; Lepidosauria; Squamata; Agamidae. The record is from RefSeq and is a predicted model, not a curated record.
AUGGAUGCUCUGCCAAGGCUUGUGGAGCAACACUACAUCAUGGACAACAGGAUUGCUAAUGGAGAAGAUUUGGAUCUUAAUAAAAGGGAUAUAAUCCGGAUUUCCAGAGAUAUAUCUGACGAAGAAAAGGCAAUCAUUCGUACAAGACAAAUCAAAGUGCAUAGUUGUCUGCAGAAGCUUGGGGCCAAUUUUCCUACGAGCAAUGUUCCCAAUAUUGCAAUCUUAGGAUCAGGUGGAAGUCUAAGGGCCAUGAUUGCACUUCAAGGAGUUCUGGGAGAACUUCAGAAACAGGGCUUGUUGGAUGCUGUCAUGUAUCUCUGUGGAGUGUCAGGCUCUACAUGUCUGGAGCGAUGCUGCCAAAGAAGGACCCUGGCAGCAUGUGAAACCUGGUGCAUGUCGUAUAUCUAUGAACAUGAGGAAUGGACAGAACAUCUUCCCGUGUUAGAAGAAAAGUUGUGCAACAAGCUUGUAAGCACAGCUUGGGAUCCUAAGAAAGCAGUGGAUGCCCUUGUAGAAUCAAGCAAAGAUAAUACAUUCUCCUUGACUGAUUUCUGGAGCAGUGUUGUUGUCUAUGCAAUGUUGCAUGAGUGGCGGUGUCUGAGUGCUGGGAGGCUGAGCCUGGCUGAGGUGCUCCAUCCGGCUGCUUGCCUCGGAGGGCAUAUUGAGUAUAGCACCUUAACCGUAGAAAAAAGUCACUCAGAUACAGCAAAAGAAGCCAUUUCUACUUUAUUUAGCUUCUUCUUCUUUUCUUCUUCCUCAGAUAUCUGGUUUGAAUUUACUCCUGAUGAGGCUGGAUUCUUUCAUUCUGGUGCAUUUGUGGAUAUGAGGUUGUUUGGAAGUAUAUUCGAGAAUGGCAAGCUGAAAACAAUGAAGGAUGAAAAAAGCAUUGCCUAUUUGAGAGGCUUAUGGGGAAGUGCCUUUGCAGAUUUCAAGGUGAUAGAAGAUUUCAUCAAACAGAUUUCUGGAAACCAAGCUACAGAUUCUAGAUGCCAACAUUUGCCCUGUCAAGCUGCUUCAUACAUAAUGCAACUCCUGAAACAUGCCAUAGAAGAGAAGUCACAUGAAUACUGUGAGAAACACCUCACAGGGCUGAUGGAACUUCUAAAAGACCAAGAUGUCAACAAUACCUACAACCUUUGCAAUUACCUGAAGGACAAAUAUGGUACUGUGGAGAAAUCUGAAACAGUGACACAUGUUUUGACAAUGGCUGAGACUUUCUACUGGGAAUUUGCAGCUGGGAAACCUCUAUUCACCAUCCAUGAAGAAGAAGAUGAGAGAAGUGCUUGGGAUACAUUGAGAAUUCUGAAAAAAACUAUUUCUUGCCUCCGUGAAUGGAAAUGGGGGACCAACGCCAACUACCUUUACAAAUGUGGUGGUAUUAAUGACAAGGGUCUAACAGGUAUGGAAGAACUUCAGUUGGCUGAUGCUGGCUUAGCCAUAAAUUCUGCUUACCCACUUGUCCUGCGUCCAGAAAGGGAGGUGAAACUUAUCCUUUCCUUUGACUUCAGUGAAGGGGAUCCUUUUGAGACUGUUAAACAGGCAGCCAUUUACUGCAAGAAAAGCCAGAUUCCCUUUCCUGAUAUUGAUGUAUCAGAGCUGGACAAGAGUAAAGACAGCCCUUCUGACUGCUACAUCUUUCAAGGCAGCAACACUCCAACUGUCAUGCACUUCCCACUCUUCAACAUAGUGAACUGCAGAGAUAAGGUAGCUAACUGGAGAGACAAAUACUCCACCAUUAAUCUUUCUUAUGAGGAGCAGGAAAUCAAAGAUCUUCUAGAAGUGGCAAAAGGAAAUGUGAGAAACAACGCAGGAAGAAUUUGUCAGACCAUGAAAAACAUACUACCGUUUUAACAGAUGUUCAUCUCUUGAUUGAAUUUUGGGAUUCUGUUCCCCUGCUUGGGAGAAUGGAUAGUAUCCAGCCCUACUCAGUUUUAUGUCGCAGACGUGUGGUGUCUGCUGCUGGAAAUAUCAGCUCAAUGCAGUUGGAUGAAGAUGUGAUCAUACUUAGAGGGGACACAUUAACAUCUAUGGGGCUUAAGCUCAUCAUGACUAACCUAAGUCCCAUUAAUUUCAAUGGGCCUGUUCUAAGCAUGACUAUAGUGGGAUCCACCAUUCUGUUAAACCUUUCUCAGCUAUAUAUUCCUUAAAGGAAUAUCUAUCUUUUCUACAGCAAAACACAAUCCCCAAAUUUUUAUUUGCUUCUGUCCUGUACAUCUUUUUUCCCCCCUGUUUAGUUGCUUCACAUUUCAUCGCAUAUAGAUUACUACCUGGAUUUUUUUUUUUAGAAUACUUUAGAAUUAACAUUUCUGGGCAUUUUUAAAAGUGCAUAGCAAAUAUUUAAAAGCAGAUAUUAAUAUUUAUGACUUUGAAAUAUUCCAUCAUAUGAAUCAGCAUGAAUU